UGGGACAACCACAUGGUAGUGCGCCAUUUCCUACACGCCGAUUCCUUGAUACUGUAGCCUUGGGUGUGGAAAGUAAAGUCGUUCACAUCAUGACCGAAGAACGGCGGGGCGGCUUCCGGAUGCGUUCGGCCAAUAUGAUUCUGAGAGGUUGUCAAAGAGCCACGCGCUAGCAACUGGAAGGAUUGCGGUGUGGGGUCUAGAUUGAUAAGAUCAAAAUUUUCAACGGCUGAUGGCCCCGGCUGGUGCCAUUGGAGGAAUGGGAUCCAUGGCGAUGGCGAUGUUGCUUUGUCAAGGAUUGGGUGCUGUCAGACUUGUCAGUAGGUCUCGCUUCCGGUCAUGUCGUCUUACCGACACAUUCCCAUUGAAAACGGAUGAACCCGACUUGCCAGAUGAGGGAUCGAAGAACAAGACGCUCUGUAGGACGAGAGCGUGGGGCCAUGGCCUUGCACCGGGUGCACUGCAUGCUCGUAGGGCCGCUGACGAAUGUUUGACUGAGUGUUCUGUGCGAGUGCGGGUUACGUAAGAUGGUUCAUGUCACAGCGCUCAGUGGACGAUACAUGUACCUUUAUAGCCUUGAAAGCUCUAGG
Colletotrichum godetiae is the source of this 587-nucleotide messenger RNA. RefSeq lists its product as uncharacterized. The record is from RefSeq and is a predicted model, not a curated record. Lineage: Eukaryota; Fungi; Ascomycota; Sordariomycetes; Glomerellales; Glomerellaceae. The transcript has a single exon. The coding region runs from base 230 to 523 and encodes 97 amino acids.